Molecule: messenger RNA, 888 nt
Organism: Paramacrobiotus metropolitanus
Lineage: Eukaryota; Metazoa; Tardigrada; Eutardigrada; Parachela; Macrobiotidae
Exons: 2
Coding region: 156-584 (142 amino acids)
Source: RefSeq, a predicted model, not a curated record
UGUCGUUUCUCCUGCCGCGACAUUAUUUUCUCUAACCAUGCCAUGUUCGAUUUCUUCUCACGUCUAUUAUAAAAGCGCGCACACGAUUUUCAUAAGAAUUCCCCAAGUGAAGUUAUUAUUUUCAUAGCGUCCUUUAAGCAGUCUCUAACCGAACCAUGCUCGCGGUGCCAGUUACCGUGUUGCUGAUCAUCGUUGCUGGUCUGGUUAACAGUCAGGACGGCACCAGUCCGACCUCGGCUAAUCAUAACCCGACAACGAGCGGUCUAGGCGGUGACGCCAGCGACAGCCCCAUCUCCGACAGCUCCCACUACCCGGAUGUUGCCGAUAACGCUACCGGCCAGCCGAAUUUCGCCCAGCCAGAUAAGAACCUUGUUUCAAUGGGCGCUGACGUCUUCCUACCAGCCCGAAACAAGUUUCCGCCCGACAAUACACCUCAAGGCCAAGGGAACGGUUCGUUCAGUGCAGAGGGAGGCCAGUCGAACUACACCCGCGUGCCGCUGUAUCAGGCCCAGAUCCCAGCGUCAGUCCCGCUGAAACAAUCCCGCCUCACCUACCGGCAGCAGUGGCAGGCCGGUCGCGGGUAACCACACCCUAAUGGAAAGAUACCAAUUCCGUUACAAAAAGAUAAAGGUCACACAUGCCGCUGGCGAUGCAGCCUUGUGACAUCAUGGGACCGCUCCGACGGCGUUGUAGUAUAAUAUGGCAGUAAAGAAAAACCCUGCAAAGUGGCGCCGAGAGUCACUUACUCGGGUGAAUUCCAUUUUAUAAUUGUUGGUGAUGCUUCAUAUUACGCAGAAAUAACAGCUGUAAAAAAAGCCAACAGUUCUGGAAAUACCUUUGAUGUGAAAACUUUAAAAAAAAGAAAGAUAGUGCUGAACGGUAGUGUAC